Auanema sp. JU1783 is the source of this 807-nucleotide messenger RNA. The record is from the annotation of a GenBank genome assembly. Lineage: Eukaryota; Metazoa; Nematoda; Chromadorea; Rhabditida; Rhabditidae.
AUGGCUCGUAAUGCUGAGAAAGCUAUGACGGCUUUGGCCCGUUGGCGUCGUAUGAAAGAAGAAGAAGAAAGAGGUCCCGUUGCCAGAAGACCAAUAGACGUUAAACAAUGUGCAAAGUUAGCUGACGCUGAAAGAUUCAGAAGAGAAAUUGCCAGAGAUAUCUCUAAGAAGAUUGCUUUGAUCCAGAAUCCCGGUUUAGGAGAAUUCAAAAUCAGAGAUAUGAACGAUGAAAUAAAUAAGUUACUACGGGUUAAAAACCAAUGGGAACUGCGGAUUAUGGAAUUAGGGGGGCAAGACUAUCGGAAAUAUCGACCUCGAGAGUUAGAUAAAGAUGGUAGAGAAGUGUCCACAGAUAAAGGCUAUAAGUACUUCGGAGCAGCUAAAGAUUUGCCGGGAGUUCGAGAGCUAUUUGAGCAGUCGAAAGAACUGGAUAAAAUGAAACAGUCACGGGGAGAUCUAAUAAAGAAUAUCGAUGCAGAUUAUUAUGGUUAUCUAGACGAUGAUGACGGGCUGAUAGUUCCGCUCGAACUCGAUGAAGAAGUUCGAGCGAUUCAAUCAGCGAAAGAGAAUUUUGCAAAGAAUGGAGGUGAAAGACUUCCCAAGGAGUUUGGAGAUGAUGAAGACGACGAUAUCUAUAAAGUAGAAGAUUCUGACGAAGAGGAUAUUGAUACUAAAGAGUCUGUGGUUGUUGGUGAAGAUGGCAGAAAUAUGACCAUUCGUCAUGCAAUGGUGCCAAGUCAGAAGGAGAUCGAAGAGUUGAUUCUCGAUAGGAAGAAGCAAACUCUUAUCGAUAGAUAUCUUAGUUAA